Molecule: messenger RNA, 2538 nt
Organism: Strongylocentrotus purpuratus (purple sea urchin)
Lineage: Eukaryota; Metazoa; Echinodermata; Echinoidea; Camarodonta; Strongylocentrotidae
Product: lactadherin
Exons: 13
Coding region: 43-1947 (634 amino acids)
Source: RefSeq, a predicted model, not a curated record
UAUAAUAUCAUUUACAUUUACUGUUUAAAGCUCCUCAGAUGGAUGGUCAGAUCAAUUCUAAGACAGCCUAGUCUAUACGCCUCACUGCUUGUUUUGUGGUGUUUACUAUUUGAUAAUUUCGAGUGUUUUUGGCGGCCUCAGCUCUCAGCAAUGGAACAAGACGCAACUAUUUUGCUUCUGGUCCUUCUAUCAAUCUGUUGGACUGGAGGGCAUUGUGGUCCUAUCCAGGAUGGCAGCCCUCUAGGCCUAGAAAGUGGGGCGAUCCCAGAUUCGAGCUUGACAGCUUCUAGUGAGUACGACGCCAACCACGGUCCUUUUCGAGGACGGUUAAACAUAGCUAAAGUCGGAGCCCUGACUGGAGGAUGGUCUGCCAAAACAAACGAUUUGAACCAAUGGAUUCAGGUUGAUCUUUUAGCUACGUACAGCAUCAUAAGAGUGGCAACACAAGGUCGUGAGGAUUAUUCCCAGUGGGUAACCAGCUUCAAGAUUGCCUGCAGUAUGGAUAGUGUUACCUUUGAUACAGUGAAAGACCCCACUAACACCGACAACGACAACAUCUUUCCCGGCAAUAGUGACCGAAACACCGUGGUUUACAAUCGCCUUCCCGUGCCAAUGUUGUGCCGAUAUGUUCGCAUUUUACCUUACACCUGGCAUGACCAUAUUUCUCUUCGUAUGGAGCUCUUUGGAGAAUACCCUGCAACGACCGAACCUACGACUAACCCAACAACACUGACACCUGUACAGUCGGAGAUUCUGACAUCUCAACCCACUGUUGGCCCUAUCCAGGACGGUAGCCCUCUAGGCCUAGAAAGUGGGGCAAUCCCAGAUUCGAGUCUGACAGCUUUUAGUGAGUGGGACGCCAACCACGGUCCGCGUCGAGGACGGUUAAACAUGGCUAAAGUCGGAGCCCAAGCUGGAGGAUGGUCUGCCAAAACAACAGAUUUGAACCAGUGGAUUCAGGUUGAUCUUUUAGCUACAUACAGGAUCGUAAGAGUGGCAACACAAGGUCGUGCGGAUUAUUCCCAGUGGGUAACCAGCUUCAAGAUUGCCUGCAGUAUGGAUAAUGUUACCUUUGAUACAGUGAAAGACCCCACUAACACCGACAACGACAAUAUCUUUCCUGGCAAUAGUGAUCGAAACACCGUGGUUUACAAUCGCUUUCCCGUGCCAAUGUCGUGUCGAUAUGUUCGCCUCUUACCUUACACAUGGCAUCAACAUAUUUCCCUUCGUAUGGAGUUAUUUGGAGAACUCCUUGCAACGACCAAACCCUCGACAAACCCAACACUGACACCUGUACACUCAGAAACUGUGACAUCUUUAAUCCCUGUUGGGCAUUUCCAGGAUGCUAGCCCUAUAGGCUUAGAAAGUGGGGCAAUCCCAGAUUCGAGCUUAACAGCUUCUAGUGAGUACGACGCCAACCACGGUCCUUUUCGAGGACGGUUAAACAUAGCCAGAGACGGAGCCCUGUAUGGAGGAUGGUCUGCCAAAACAAACGAUUUGAACCAGUGGAUUCAGGUUGAUCUUUUAGCUACGUACAGCAUCGUAGGAGUUGCAACACAAGGUCGUCAGGAUUAUUCCCAGUGGGUAACCAGCUUCAAGAUUGCCUGCAGUAUAGACAGUACUACCUUUGAUACAGUGAAAGACCCCACUAACACUGACACCGACAACAUCUUUCCCGGCAAUAGUGACCGAUACACCGUGGUUUACAAUCGCUUUCCCGUGCCAAUAUCGUGUCGAUAUGUUCGCAUUUUACCUUACACCUGGCAUGAACGUAUUGCUCUUCGUAUGGAGCUCUUUGAAGAACUCCUUGCAUCAACUGAAGUAUCAACAACCUUGAAGACAUCAUGUGAAGGAGCUGUCGCUAUGAACGCAUCGCCCAGAACAUGUACAAAGCCCAUACAGCUGUUUACGAUUUUAUUCGGGGUCGUGCUACGAUGGCUUUACUGAAUGGUACAAGCUAUUACGAGCACUUAACACGUAGUUACGAGUACUUUACGAAUAGGUACGUAUACUUUACGUAUUCUUACGUAUUGUAUACGAUUUUGGAAAACGUACGAAAUCUACAAAAUCGCAACAAAAAAUCGUAACUAACAAGUAGCCAUUCGUAACAACUCGUAAACAGGUCAUGAAAUGCCCGUAAUUUGCUCAUAGUUAUCCGUCGCAACUCGUAACAACUCGUAAACUCGUAACAAUCCGUGAUAGACCGUAAAUAGCUCGUAAUAACUCGUAACAACUCUUAAAUCGAAAAUGAUAUCGCUAGUGGCAUUCGUAUGUCUCACAAUGUAUGGUCAACAAGGGAACUAAAAGAUCACGAUGUUUCGUGUGCCGCUGCUACACUCCGUCAGGUGAUAAAAUAUAUUAUUAAGCAAGCGUCUUUUAUACUCUAGGGAUGGACCGGGUGGAGCGGCUGUCAAUAAUUAAAACAAUACCGGACAAAGCCAAUUGAUCAAAGCACACGGGUGCUCAACCAAUCAACAGGCCGUCGCCUCGGCUCGCCUGCCCGGGGAGAACAUUGGCGUACUCGACCAAUAGGCAUGG